AUGCCUAUCACUGAGAUUAAGUUGCGGUGUUUGGAUGAUCUUACUGAUCAGAAAAGACUACAGCGUAGAUUGGAGUUGAGAGGUUACGUCGAGAAGAGGAUUACAGGUGAUGGAAAUUGCCAGUUCUGUGCUAUAGCUCAUCAAGUCUAUAACGACCAAGAUAAGCAUGACCGUGUUAGAAAAGAAAUCAUAAAAGAGCUCAAAUCAAAUCCAAAUCCUUACAAAGAAUUCAGAUUCCAAUACGAGGAGUACGUAAAGAACAUGUCCAAUGACGCCGUGUGGGGAGAUGAUAUCACAUUGGCAGCAGCUGCAACUGUGUAUGGAGCCAAAAUAGUUGUCAUUCAAUCAAGAAAAACUACACCUUCCUUUGAAAUUCUUCCCAGGUCUGGAAAAGCACACGACAAAGUCAUUCACUUGAGCUUUCUCACAAAUCUCCAUUACAAUUCGAUCCACUUGAGAAAAGGUGCAUGUACGGGUAAGGAGAAUAAGGAGAAGGAGAAGAAUAAGGAGGAGAAGCAGAAGGAGGAGAAAAAGGAAGAGAAGAAGAAGAUGAAGGAGGAGAAGAAGAAGGACAAGGAGAAUAAGAAUAAGAGAGAGAACAUGGACAAGAAGAGCAGGAAUAAAUUCCAUAGACAAUCUCACUUUUCUGUUGGCAUGUCAGUGCCUCUUGAAGGAGAAGAAGAAGAAGAAGUAGAAAAACUAUGUCGUCGGUUUCGCUUAACUGAUUUCAUGUGGUGA
This is a messenger RNA of Microthlaspi erraticum, 738 nucleotides long. NCBI's taxonomy places the organism in Eukaryota, Viridiplantae, Streptophyta, Magnoliopsida, Brassicales, Brassicaceae. The record is from the annotation of a GenBank genome assembly.